Nezara viridula (southern green stink bug) is the source of this 4819-nucleotide messenger RNA. Lineage: Eukaryota; Metazoa; Arthropoda; Insecta; Hemiptera; Pentatomidae. The record is from the annotation of a GenBank genome assembly.
AGAAUCGUUUCAGCAAAAUUAUACACAUACUACCAUCUACCUUUCUCGGAUUUUUGAGUUCGUAUGUAAAUCUGAUUAAAAGCGGACUGAAAAAAGUACAACGAGAUAUUAAUAACUAUAAUAAAGGAUUAAUCAUAUUAAAGGCACCUGUCGAUUACAUUGAAUACACAGUUCAAGAACUUCGUUUUAAAUGUGCUUUUGUAAAAGUUUUAAUAAAACUAUUAGCAAGACAAAAGAUUCAGUUUACUAUCUACAAGACCGCAGGCCAAAGAGCUAUUAAAUAUGUCAAAUUGAUGGAAAAGGUAAUGAAGAUCAUAAUAGCAAAAAUGAAGGUGAUCUAUAGACAAAUAAAUAGUUCACUACGUCAAGAGAAACAUAGGUAUCGCACUAGGUGUAUACCGAUUGCAAAGGUAAGAACGAGGGGUCUGUUGCAGCUAGUUGGACCCAGAAAGCCCUCUGCGAAUUUGAGCCUUUUGGCAAAGGCAUUUGCAAUAUUGUUGAGACUAAAACCAGUAAAGGUUCCAGGACCUCGGCCAGGUCAGUUUGUUUACGAUUACUAUUUGCCCACACAACUAUAUAUCAGAGCAUUUGCGUUGGAUUUUUUGAGGAUGAUACGCAAAUACAAAGUUGAAAAACUCUCAGCAACAGGAGCAAAUCAGAUCAAACGCACUUUGUUAGAUACGAAUUUUAGCUUCAAAGCGAUGUCGCAGGCACACCGUGGUGGAGGGGUCCUGGCACACUGGAUUUCGUCGCUAAGCCUGUAUCGGAUAAAAAUUGCAAGAGUCGCACCAAAAAUUAAAAAAUUCACUGCAAUGAAAAAGAAAGUAAAACAAAUGAAUAGUCAUCGUAUUGCCGUAGUGAAGCUCCUACGCAAGUUGUACAAAUACUUAUUCCGCUUGAACCGUGAUCAAAAUCAGAUUUAUAUCAGGUUGUCCUCCAUGAUUUCUGUAAUCCCAACAAAAAUUAAAAAUAUGCGUGCUGCAAGAAAUAUAGCCAAACGGAUUUCGUCAACAUUAAAAGUGUGGAAAAUUACACUCAUUAAGCUCCGCAGGCGAAGACUAGCAUGUUUUGGUGACAUGCUCAUGGCUGCAGCAUCUCUUCACUACGCAGGCCCAUUUCCAGAUAAGUACAGGCCUUUAGUUAUCAACACUUGGGCUAAGAUCUUGGAACUCAAUGAAAAUAAAGUACCACAUUCUUCAAACUCGAAGAACAUUGUCAAGCUGUUGACAACCCAUGAUGAAAAAGAAAACUGGUGGAAGCAUGGUCUUUCUCGGAGUAGCUACUUUACCGAGUGCGCCACAAUCACCAACCAUACUCGACGUAUUCCUGUUCUCAUCGAUCCCCAAUACAUAGCUUACGAAUGGCUUCGCAACCAGUACUCCAAAAAACUGAAGCAAAUAAAAAUGUCAGAUUCGGCGCUGAUGGAAACUCUAUUCGACAGCAUCCGUAUCGGGGCUACCCUACUCGUAGAAACCGACACUGGCUCUGUGAGUUCCGGUUUGGAUCCGAUACUCCACAGAUGGACAUUUUUUGCAAACGGUGACGAAUGGAUUGCCAUUAGGAAUAGAAGAAUGAAAUACCAUGAAAAAUUUCGCCUUUUCAUUUUAACUGCAGAAUUUGAACCCGACCUUUCUCCGGAAUUGUAUUCAAAGGUCACCGUAAUCAACUUUUCAUACGGUAUAAGGUCGUUAAGGAAUACUUUGCUAUCUACCAUAAACGAAUUGUUUCUACCGGGUCUACAAAACGAAUUGAAUAAAAUUUAUGAAAACGUUGAAAAAGAAAGAGCGUUGAGGAAGGAGUUAAGAGAAUCUAUUGCCGUUCAACUGAACCUUAUGAAAACUAUACUGUCUCCCAGAAGUCAUUGGUUAACGUUUUUUAAAGAGUCAAGGGCGAAAGAUCUUCUGUGUCAGAAAAGAAUCCGCAAAGUAAAAGUGGCACUGGACAUAGUGACACUAAUGUUAAUGAAGUACCACGAUGUUACUAAAUAUCCCGCUCAGUUGUUCUUCUGUUUCAGUGGUUUUGAAGUGCUUAAUUCAGCAUAUUUAUUCGCGUUUGAUUGGUAUAGGCAGAACUUCAGAGAAAUAAUAAAAAAUAUACCUAAAGGAGUUACAGAUAUAAAUAAAAUUCGUAGAAUUGUCAAUAAAAAGUUUUUCUUAUUGAUGUACGAUAAGUUUAUAAGAUUUGUUUUUGAAAAGGAUAUGUUGCAAUUCCGGUUUUGGUUGAGUGUUAGACUUCUAAAGUAUAAAAAUCUGAUUAAAAAUGAAAACCUGAAGUUUUUUAUACAUGGCAAUAAAGGAAAGGCCAAGGAAGUUAAUGUUUGUCCUUACACAUGGAUACCUCAAAAAAUGUGGGAUACUAUUAAGUCCAUGGAAGAACUGAAAGACUUUUCAAAGUUUCUGCAUGAUUUCAAAAAUAAUCCAUAUAAAUUUAUAUCCAUUUUUACCACCUUCAAUCCUUAUAGGGAGUUGUUACCAAAGCCAUGGCAGGGAGAACUGAGACAAUUUCAUCGAUUGGUAAUUAUAAAGUGCUUCAGACCUGAGAUGCUUAGAGAAUCAAUGGAGGAAUUUGUAGCAGACCAAUUAGGGAAAAAAAUAGACGAUGAUUCUAGUAUUCAGAUCAAGAUAGAGAAAAUGUAUAUGGAUUCUGAUAAAAGUGUCCCACUUCUGUUUUGCCUUUCUCCCGGGAGUGAUAUUACCGCUGAAUUACUCACAUUUGCCAAAGAGCACUUGGAAGAGAAUAAACUUAUUACAAUCUCACACAUAAGUGGUACAUCGUUUGAUCUUAUUCGUGAUGCGAUGGGCACUGGUGACUGGGUAUUUUUACAGAAUGUUCACCUCAUGAAGCUCAGAUCAUUCACCGCCGUGGCUCAAUCAAUUGUCUCAACAAAGCCUGAAACGAUAAAGGAUUCCUUUAGAUUUUGGAUUUCAUCUGAAGAAACUCCAGCAUUCCCGAGAUUUAUAGCUCGCAUGGCUUCAAAAAUGUGUGUUCACAGUUUCUCCGGGAUGAAAAGCCAUAUGAUUCGAGCAUAUAAAUCUGUAUUGACAGACCAUGAAGAAUUAUUAAAUACGAAAAGAAAUAGAAACGCUCAAAUUAUUCGAUAUUUAAUCUUUUCACUUUGUUAUUUUCAUGGAUUAAUUUUUGAGCGGGCUAGAUUCGGAACCCUCGUUACAAAUCUGCCUUAUAGAUUCGAAGACUUAGAUUUUGAUAUCAGUGUAAGGCAGCUUCUUUGGUUCAUAAAAGAAUAUGGUGAUGAAAUCCCACUUCAGUUGAUAACUUUCUUUUUCUCCGAUUUGAAUUAUGGUGGAAGAGUUAUCGACGUUUGGGAUAUGGACACUGUGAGAGCAUUGAUUUCAGAAUGUUUAGAACCAGCAGUUUUAAAUAGCUUUUAUAGUUAUGACACAGAAUCGUAUUUCCAUCAGCUUCCUGUUGACUCAACAUCAACUGAUUACCUGAAAUACAUGAAAUACCUGCCGACAGAUAUAUCACCGCGUAUAUGUGGACUUACCGAGUGCUAUGGCCUUGCUAUCAAAAUUAAAGAAGGGGAGGAGUGCUUAGAUCAGCUUAGGUUGUUACACCCGGAGUUUCCAAAGCCACAUACCCUGGACUACAAGAGUGCCGACAAACUGGGCCGGGCCAUCAUCGAAUACUUACCGCUACUUGAACCAUCAUUAAUAGAAUUUAUUGAAACGUUCCGUUUGGACUACACUAAUCCACUAACAAUUCACUUGCGAGAAGAGGUUAUUCGAUAUUACCAGCUCCUUGAAGAAAUCCGUUAUAGCAUUAGAAGGAUGUUAAACGAAUUAGCUGGUAUUUCGAUGAUAACUGAUGAAACCGAUGGUAUUGCGGAAAGCAUUGUUAGACAUAAUGUUCCAACGACAUGGCAGCAAAAAUCUUUUCCUACGACAAAAGCAUUAGCUUCUUGGUUAGCGGAUCUUAAACGAAGUGUGCGAUUUAUACGCAGUUGGAUGAUAAAAUCGGUGAAGAGAAGGCCUUUCCCUCAACCUGUUAAAAUGUCUGCUCUUUUGUUACCCAGAGCCUUUCUUUCGGCAGUAAUGCAAAAAUAUUCAGGAAGAUUUCGUAUUCCGUUGUCUUCUCUUUGUUUUGAAUCUGAAGUAGUCGAAAAUGCAAAGCAAUGUAAAAGUGGCUGCACGAUAUCCGGUUUAUUUCUCCGCGGAGCAGCAUGGAAUGCAGAGUGGAAUGCUAUCGCUGAAUCGAUUCCAAACCGCUUAUAUACUGCAAUGCCUCCCAUAAACCUUAUUCCAGAAAUAAUUCAGUCAGAUAGCGAGGAUGAUGAUUAUUCUGACUAUCUUGAUGAUGACAAACUUUAUAAAUCGAACUACAUUUGUCCAAUUUAUAAGACCGUCAUAAAAGAAGUCACUCCUAGAAAUGAAAGAGCCUAUCAAAAGAAUUAUAUCUUAUCUGUAAAGCUACCUAGUCUAAAAUGUGAAGCAGCGUGGCUAAAGAGAUCGGUAGCACUGUUUAGCUCAAUAGAUGAAUAACUAAAAUACUGAAUUAAAUAAAGAUGUCCUGACUAGAGCUAUUGGAUAUUUACUUGUUUUAUUUUUAUUUUUUUUUUUUUUUACAUUUACAUUAUUUUUUACUUGUAACAAAUUUCGUUAAAAUAAUUCACUCUGACAGAUGUAUCAUAAACCCCAAAUUGCUUUCAAUUGGUCAAUUGGCUUGAAAUGUUGUUAUAGUUAAAUAGAGGAAGUCAAAGGGUAAUUCAUUACUUCAAAACACUUAAUAAAAUUACAUUAAAGCAACCUUGAAGAAUUUAGUGCUUGAUUAGUAGCUAAAUACAUAAGAAACUUCUAUUCAG